AUGCCGCUCUUCGCCCGCAUCAUCACCCUCACCAACUUCGUCAUUGCCUCCUCGGCGCUGAGUUUCCAGAUCUUCGUCCUCGAACCCUGGCACCAGACGCUGGAUGACCAGUUCCAGGCCCUGAAGACGGAACACAUCGCCAUGCUCAAGCGCCAUGGAGAGGAGCUGUCUGCCAUCAGAAGCCAGAUCGAGGCCCUCAAAGAGAAGGAGGCGAAGAGAGGGAAAGAGGAGUUCUUGAGAUAG
Molecule: messenger RNA, 243 nt
Organism: Paecilomyces variotii
Lineage: Eukaryota; Fungi; Ascomycota; Eurotiomycetes; Eurotiales; Thermoascaceae
Exons: 2
Coding region: 1-243 (80 amino acids)
Source: RefSeq, a predicted model, not a curated record